Messenger RNA from Erigeron canadensis, 1023 nucleotides. RefSeq lists its product as uncharacterized. The coding region runs from base 1 to 1023 and encodes 340 amino acids. NCBI's taxonomy places the organism in Eukaryota, Viridiplantae, Streptophyta, Magnoliopsida, Asterales, Asteraceae. The record is from RefSeq and is a predicted model, not a curated record. The transcript is spliced from 4 exons.
AUGAAGCAUUAUCCAUCAAACAACGACAUGAUUUUGAAUGUUUCUUUUGUUGACAAGUUUGCCGUAGAUCAGUCAUUUAUUGAGCUUAAAUCUAAUGAGAAUUUCAUGGUAAUGCUAAACAUUGCUCAAAAUGAAGUCAUCAAUGAACCGCAUGUUGAGGAUGAACCACAUGGUGAGGAUGAUUCAGACUAUUGUCCAAGUGAAGAGAGUUAUCACAUCCACUUUAGUAGCGAUAAUGAAAAUGAACUAUUGAACGAGGAACUAGAAGGUUACGCAGAUAUCAAGAAAAAUCCCAUCAUGAAAGUGCAUUCAAAGUUUCCAAACGUUGUCGAAUUCAGAAGAGCUUUAAACCAUCAUGCUCUUAUAAAUGAAUUCGAGUACUUCAUCGAGAAAAGUGAACCGAGGCGAUUCACAGCAAGCAAUAAGGGUGGUAAUAAGUGUGCCACUCAAGGAUGGAUUGCGGAAGCUGUUAAGGACAAGCUGAAAUCUGAUGGUGAUGUAUCACCUGCAGAUCUCAAGAAGUGGCUAAUGAAAACUUACAGUGUCGAGAUUCCAUACCUUAAAGUUUAUAGAGGGAAGGAGCAAGCUUACACGGAUAUGUAUGGAAAGUGGGAGGACUCUUUCUUAAAGAUGGACAUUUUCAAAGAGGAGCUGAUAAGUAGGAAUCCAGGAAGUGUUGUUGAGAUUGACUUCGAAAUAGAUGGCGAUAAGAAACGUUUCCUUCGUUUUUUUAUUUUAUUAGCUGCUUGCUCUAAGGGGUUUCUUGUGGGUUGUUGUCCUUACAUUAGUCUUGAUGCAUGUCACCUAAAAGGAAAGUUUAAUGGUGUACUCGCUGCUGCCACAGGUAUUGACGGUAACAAUUCCAUUUUUCCAAUAGCAUAUGGUGUGCUUGAAUCAGAGAAUACAAAGUCAUGGACAUGGUUUCUUGAGUCAUUGAAAAAAGCAAUUGGGACACCAAAUGGUCUUGUUAUCUCUUCAGAUAUGCAAAAAGGAUUAGAAGGGGCUAUUAUACGUAUGCAAUAA